Molecule: messenger RNA, 297 nt
Organism: Protopolystoma xenopodis
Lineage: Eukaryota; Metazoa; Platyhelminthes; Monogenea; Polystomatidea; Polystomatidae
Source: the annotation of a GenBank genome assembly
AUGGGCCCGCCUAAGAACUUCGGAUUCAGACACCUGCGUCACUCUACCUGGUUCACGUGGCCCGGGUACCAGUCUCCCCCAAGCCUUCUCCCCUCCAACCUCAUUCCACUUCACUCCACUCCGCACCACCACACCACACCACCUUACCCCACCCAUCGUCAGGAUGACGAGGCUGGCCUGGUCCUCACUUUUGAGGCCAGAUUUUCCCAUCUGAAUGCCACCAUUCCCAGUGGACAAUUCGAUCUUUCAAUCUCUUUCGUCCUGUCAUACCAUCUGCCCGUGAGAUGGCCCUCCUAG